AAAAUGUACGUAUGGAUUCAAUUAUGGCAAAACUGUUUUUUCUUACAGUAUAGAAACCAAAAACCACCAUGUUCUCAUCGUGCAAGUAAAAGCGCGCUCCCGCGAGCUGCGCGCAACAGAUGUCAGUUCAGGUCUGUUCGACAGAGAGGAGGGCGCCAAAUAGGAAGGACGGCAGAUGUGUGUCUGAUUCCAGGGUCUGCCUCUAAUCACAACAAACCGCAUCAACGGGGAGAGUCGUUGUUAUCCGUACUUUAACGUAUGAGUAACUGGACCCAUCGACACGGAGUAUUGCUUUUGUCUGGACGAAGACGAGGGCUGAAAGAUGGAGGCAGACAGGGUGAGCAUAUGGCCACGCAUGGAACCCUUCUUACUGGGUGCCCUGCAGGUGGCUCCACCCUCCAAACUCAGCCUGCACUACCUUCGCAAGAUGGCGAGCUACGUGCGAACACGGGACGGCUGCUUCCCUAUUUUGGGCUGGCCCAUGUGGAGGCACAUUGCUUGUGGAAAGCUCCAGCUUCCAGAAGACCUCGCAUGGCUCUACUUUGAGACUUUUGACCUACUUAUUGGCCAUACUCCAGAGGAGAGGCUGGAGUGGGCAGAGUGUCUUUCCCAGUGCUCCUCCAAAACUGAGCUUGAACAACAAAGGAACAAGUUGUCUGUGGACACACUGCAGUUCCUCCUCUUCCUUUAUGUCCAGCAGCUAAACCGCGUGUCUCUGCGUACCUCUCUGAUUGGUGAAGAGUGGCCCAGUCAUCGUACUCGUUCCCCCUCUCCAUCAGACCGAGAGGCCAAGACAAGCUCUCAGAAUAAGAACUGGGAUGACCAGGCCCACCUUUCAUUUGUACAAAGUCACCUAGCUGAGAUUCUGGAGCUGCUGGUGGAACCAGGUCAGCUGUCACAGUCUGGUCAGGCCCUUAGAGAUUGCCAGAUAUCCCUGGAGGCUGUGCGCAGCUUGGGCCUGCUCCUAGAGGGCUCAGCUUGUCAUGGCAGAGCUGUCCAACCCAUCCACAGGCUGCUGACCAAAAGUCCACUGCAGACACAAGCUGGCUAUUCCACACUCACUCACUCGUUUCUCCUGCACAAGCUACUGUCUUGCCUCCAGCAGAGCCUCACACUCAACCCCUUUGGGAUAACUGCCUGCCUGCGCUCAGGCAAGAAGCUAGCCUGGGCUCAACAAGUAGAGGGGGCCAUGAAGAGAGCCAAAAUAGCCCGAAACACCCACAUGGCUCCACCAGGCAGUAAGAUGGUGCUGAUGUCACAAGUGUUCAAACAGACCCUGGCUAAAACCUCAGACAAGCUGACUGGUGCCAACAUCAAAAUCCACAGAUGCUCGGAUGCCUUCAUUUACCUUCUGUCACCUCUCAGAUCAGUCAGUGUGGACAAAUGCCGGGACAGCACUGUGGUUUUAGGUCCUGUUGAGACCAGCGUCCACAUCCACAGCUGUCAGAAUGUGCGGGUGGUGUGUGUGGCUGGCAGGAUUGCUGUCGGAGCCUCCUCCUGCUGCACUAUUCACGCCUUGACGCCCACCCGCCCCUUGCUCCUACCUGGAAACACAGACAUUACAUUGGGGCCUUUCCACACUUUUUAUCCCUCCAUGGAGGAUCAUAUGGCCAGUGUUGGGCUGGCAGUAGUCCCCAGUGCCUGGGAUCAACCCUUGCUUCUGGGGACCGAGGGCCUCACCAGCAGUUCUCCCCACACAUCGUCGAACCCAGACUCUGUCUGCUACCGCCUGCUGUCCCCGGCUGAGUUUCACACACUGAUUGUGCCUUUCCAGAUGGAGGGUGACACAUGUGAGGUGCCUGGGGGAUUACCUCCUCCAUAUCAGGCAGCACUCGAUGAAAAGCAGAGGAGGAUACAAAAGUGGCAGAGGACUGUGAUGGAGGCCCGGCUAAACAAGGAGCAAAAGCAGCAGUUUAAAGAGUUGGUGGAGGUCAAAUUCCAUGAGUGGCUUCUGGAAACAGGGCACAGGCAGGAACUUGACAGCCUUAUUCCACCCACGAUAGCCUCCUUAAAGGACUCCAAUGGGCCUGAGAUGGACACGACCCAAGUUACUGAUGCCAAACAUGUGAGGACUGGGCGGGCAGUUGGACAGUCACCUAUGGCUUGUUGAAUUCUUAUGUUAGUCCUAUUUUAGGUCACAGCCAGCAGGAUAAUUGUACCUGUAAAUUAGGGUUGCAAACCAGAAUUCAUGUUCAGGCUCCAUGUGGUCUUAUAUUUGGAGCUCCUGUAAGUUCAUAACUAUGUUAGCUGCCAGUAUUAUCGUGCAGUAUGGUCGUGGGUAUUUGCACCUUAAUCGGUCAAGUCUGUUGAUGCAGCUUUUACAGCAACUUAUGUCCCUCCCAUUCUUGAGUGGGUGGCUGGCAUGGGCUGCAUUUUAAGUCGCUCUUAACAAAAGGCAGCUACUUAAGGCAGCAAGUCCUUAACCUGUCUAAGACAAGUAGGGAGUGGAUUGGCAUGUUGUAAAACAACAUACCAAGCAACACUGAGGGGAGCUGUAGCCUGAAAUAAACAUAGUAUCUGUGAAGACACCAGAGGCGUUUAAAGGGCCAUUGUGAGUAGAGAGUUUUUGGUUUACUGCUGAGCGUCAUCUUUUGGAGACAGGCAAUCUAAAUUUGGUUAAAGGCAGUGAGUGCAGCUGAGGAGGAAUAAAGACAAGGUACUGAUGGAAUGUGACAGGCUGACAGAUCUGUCAGUCAGGCAGACAUUACCUAAAAUGUGUUCUCCUGAAGCAUUAAUAGGUCUUUAUUAAAUAAUCAUUCCCAAACACCUACAUUAAGAUAGAGUUUGAGAACUGAAAUCUACCUACCACCCACUGUUCGUGAUUAAAACAAGUAAUUAACUUUGUGCAUUUUGGAGUCAGCAUGUAGCAACCAUUAGAGGAACUUAAAGCACCUGCUGAACUUUGGUGGGUUCUGGAGAACCAUGACUGCGGUGAGCACUUUGGAUCUCUUCCAUACUGUCCAGAGCAAAUGUCAACAUUUCAUCUUAGUAUGCUCACAUAUGCAACUACAUGUUACUUUCUGUAGAAAAGUAUAUUUUAUGUAAGGGGAGUUGACACAUGUAUUUAAAUAUGGAGAAUAUAGAUGAAUGAUUUAGCACUUUGGGUAUUAAAGACAUAUUAGUGCUCCUACAGUUACUCAGGUCAUAGAACUUUUAGUGUUUAUAGUAAUCAAGUUUUUUUUCUAAAGAAAAGGGUAAAGAAAGAAUAUUAACAUUUAUUGUAGGUAUGUUACCGCACCGUCCAUCUGUCAUAUCCUAUGUUCAUUGGAUAAGUCAACAAUAAAACAUUUGGUGAGUUUGCAGAAUUGUGGACAGAUGUCGUUUAAUGUGAAUAUUUUGAUGAAUUCACCUGUGUGUGUGUGUGUGUGUGUGUUAUAGUAGGAUUAUUUUUAUUAAAUCUGCCCUGCCUACAGUAACAUUUAUAGCAUUCCAUACCUCUAAGUGUACUUCAGGCUGUUGGCUCCCUGUUUGUACACUUUGGUCCAUUACAAUUUCCUCUCAUUCAUAGAUUCAUAGAUUGGGAAACUCAUUACAAACAACAGACCUGAUAAAAAAAACUUGAUAAAAAAAAGUACUUUUAAAAUGUUACAUAUUAGGGAACAAUGUAAAUUUUUUCAAAAUGCUGGGAUGUGUUUUUUCAUUUUCAAGAUGGAAGUGAUGACUCUGUAAAUGUCUUACUGCUGCUGCCUACCUUGAACACCUACCCUGUGAUUAGAACAUGCACUCCUCUACACAGGUACUACAUUGAAGAGCACAAUAACAUUUUAGAUUGUUAAAAAAAUAAAGAUUUUGACUGAAAUCGCA
Acanthopagrus latus (yellowfin seabream) is the source of this 3804-nucleotide messenger RNA. It is a transcript of the gene tbccd1, whose product is annotated as TBCC domain containing 1. Lineage: Eukaryota; Metazoa; Chordata; Actinopteri; Spariformes; Sparidae. Gene Ontology annotation, cellular component: spindle pole centrosome. The record is from RefSeq and is a predicted model, not a curated record. Gene Ontology annotation, biological process: maintenance of Golgi location; maintenance of centrosome location. The transcript is spliced from 9 exons. The coding region runs from base 323 to 2110 and encodes 595 amino acids.